AAAUGUUUGAUAAAAUUAGAUGCAAUAUUGUAGAUAAAGUGCUGAAAAUUCCACACUGUACCACUAGUACUGUUUCUGGAAUAAAGCAAAUUAUUAUUAUUAUUAAGGUGGUUUAAACUUCCUAAUUACCAGCUAGGGCUUCAACAAACUUUCGGAUAAACCUCGAAUACGCCUAACAGAUAGGUUUAAAAGACGUGUAAACAUCAGUUUUAUGUCCUGUCUCUUUAAUAUGUUUGGCGAUAGAGGAGCUAGGUCGUCGCCUGUUCUUACCACUAAUGAGUUCUACGGAUUAUAUCUGCUUCUGAAGCUAUUUACGAAUAUACUGUGAAGCUAGCCCUUACUUGCCAACCAAAUAUCAGUCAGAUCGAAGUCACCGGUUAAUAUAUUGUAAGCCUUUGCUAGACAGCAUUAAUUUCAUUAGGAAGUACUUGGUGAAACCAAGGUUUGUGGUGCUACCUAACCCCGUGAAAAACGUCUACAAUCAAGUCUCAGUUUACGCAGAACACUAAGCAUCUCCCAUUGCCACACUGUGCUAUAAACCUCGAUUAUUUUAAAUGAGUAAAGGUUCAAUUAACAAAACCAUAUGAUGGCUGGCUAGUUGUUCCAUUGAUAAAAGUUGGCAAUGACACUACCUUGUUCUUUUAUUUGUUCUUGGUCAUUUCCUUGAAGGAUAUACACUCACUGUAUAACAAAACAAUAUAUUGCAUGAUAUUUUAACUCUCCAGCGAUUGCUCUUGUUUGAAACAGUUUAAAAUGAAUAAUCUUCACUUCAACAAGCCAUGAUCCUUUCCAUCAGUGAAAACUAAUGAAGAAGAAGAAGAAUGACUAAAGUUCAUUUAAAAGAAAAUGUAAAUACGGAAAGCUUCUUACCUGGUGUUGACAAACAUCCAUUUGAUACAAAUACAACUUGCACCUUGUGUAUUGAUACUUUAUACCUAUGGCAAAAGGUUGUCAGCUCAACCGAUAUGCGAAAAUAUCUUGACAGUUAUGCUAAAUUCUUUUGUUCAUUUUCAAUCAUAUACAAAGAUCAGUGCGAAGUAAUGGUUGAACAAUAUUUCGACACUUUUAUUCACAUAGUAGAUCAUACGAAUUAUGUGGAUUUGUGCAAGGCAACACCACUAUGCAAGGCAUGAAGAAAUAAAGUACGAUAAUAUGAUUUUACUAAAAUGUUUUACCAUUGUUCACCUCUUUGUCAUAAAAUAAAUCUAAUCGUAUUUUCUGUCCGUUAAAUUUGUUUUACUACAUAUAUAAUCCUCUACUGAUAUAAGA
Messenger RNA from Trichobilharzia regenti, 1269 nucleotides. Lineage: Eukaryota; Metazoa; Platyhelminthes; Trematoda; Strigeidida; Schistosomatidae. The record is from the annotation of a GenBank genome assembly.